AAUACGCACAUAUCUCUAGCAGCAAGUCGCCUUUUCGGCUGUUCAAAGGAAUUGAUUGAAAGUGAAACUUGACUAAGUUAAAUAUGACGGAAUUGCUUCUCGAUCCAGAUAUACGCGUUUGGGUAUUUCUGCCCAUUGUGCUUAUCACAUUUCUUGUGGGCAUCGUGCGCCACUACGUCUCCAUUUUGAUAACCACACAGAAGAAGGCAGAGAUGACCCAAAUCAUUGACAGCCAAGCCAUGAUUCGUGCCCGUUUGUUGCGCGAGAAUGGCAAAUAUCUGAUUGGCCAGUCCUUCUACAUGCGCAAGAACUUCUUCAACAACGAAGAGACGGGCUAUUUCAAGACACAGAAACGUGCUCCAGUCGCACAAAACUCAUCCGCCAUGCUGACGGACAUGGUUAAGGGUAAUUUCAUUAACGUUUUGCCCAUGGUCGUUAUUGGUGGCUGGAUCAAUUGGAUGUUCUCUGGUUUCGUUACCACCAAAGUUCCAUUUCCACUCACCCUGCGCUUCAAGCCGAUGCUGCAGCGCGGCGUGGAACUGGCCUCGUUGGACGCCGCCUGGGUAUCGUCGGCAUCAUGGUAUUUCCUCAAUGUCUUUGGCUUGCGCUCCAUUUACACCCUGGUGCUGGGCGAGAACAAUCAUGCGGAUCAGACGCAAGCCCAGGCGGAUGCAAUGACGGGCGCCGCGAUGACAAUGCCCCAGGAUCCCAAGGCGGCAUUCAAGGCCGAAUGGGAGGCCUUGGAGAUCACUGACCAUCAGAAUACGUUGCAGCACAUCGAUGCGGACAUGAUGAACAUAGCCAGCGAAGCGAACGCAUGAUACCUUAGUUCUUAAUCUUCAGGCACAUAUUUAUUAAAUGAACUUUUAUUUUAUAUAAAUA
Drosophila grimshawi is the source of this 882-nucleotide messenger RNA. It is a transcript of the gene EMC3, whose product is annotated as ER membrane protein complex subunit 3. NCBI's taxonomy places the organism in Eukaryota, Metazoa, Arthropoda, Insecta, Diptera, Drosophilidae. Gene Ontology annotation, biological process: protein folding in endoplasmic reticulum. The record is from RefSeq and is a predicted model, not a curated record. The transcript is spliced from 2 exons. Gene Ontology annotation, cellular component: EMC complex; membrane. The coding region runs from base 84 to 821 and encodes 245 amino acids.